AAGUGCGUCACGCCGGCAAGAUGGCGGCUGCGGCGGGCCGGCCGGGGGUCCUGGGCCGCCUCUGCCGUGUGCUGCUCUUCCUCUCACAGUUUUAUAUCUUGUCGGGCGGUGGAUCCUUAAACCUAGAGCACUCGCAGCCGCGGGCUCGGGCGGUGCGGGAUCCGGGCGCCACGCGCACGUUCACAGUGGUUCCCAGGGCGGCAGAAAGCACCGACAUCCCGCCCUACGUGAUGAAGUGUCCCAGCAAUGGCUUGUGCAGCAGGCUCCCUGCCGACUGCGUGGAGUGCAGGACCAACUUCUCCUGUGUCUACGGGAAGCCCGUCACCUUCGACUGCACAGUCAAGCCUUCCGUUACCUGUGUGGAUCAGGACUUCAGAUCGCAAAAGCACUUCGUCAUCAACAUGACUUGCCGGUUUUGCUGGCAGCUCCCGGAAACCGACUACGAGUGCUCCAACUCCACCAGCUGCAUGACGGUGUCCUGUCCUCGGCAGCGCUACACCGCCAACUGCACGGUGCGGGACCACGUGCAUUGCCUGGGUAACCGGACGUUUCCCAAGAUGCUGUAUUGCAACUGGACCGGCGGCUACAAGUGGUCCACGGCCCUGGCCCUGAGCAUCACCCUCGGCGGCUUCGGCGCGGACCGGUUCUACCUCGGCCAGUGGCGGGAAGGCCUCGGCAAGCUCUUCAGCUUCGGCGGCCUGGGGAUCUGGACGCUGAUCGACGUGCUGCUGAUCGGCGUCGGCUACGUGGGGCCGGCAGACGGCUCUCUGUACAUUUAGCGGCGAUCGUGCUUCAGGGGGAGCGGCGCCUGGAAGGCCUCGGCCCGGAGGAAGUGAUGUCGCGAGUGCGCAUUAGUAUGUGUUUAAUGUACAGCAUCUGUACUUGGCCUGCCUUGAUGAAGGUAAAAUUACAAAAGAAAAAAACACUGCACCGUGCUUCUCCGGAAUUCGGUUUCAUUUGCCUGAGAUGUAUUUUUUUCUGUGAAAAAACUGGGACUCGAUUAACCUGGAGGAACGAACUCUGCAGUGACUGGAAAUCGGUUUCGUUCCCGUGACUUCGUUUUCUGUUGCUUAAGUCGAAGUGCAUCGCUCGGAUCUCGGCCAGGACGGGAUGGGCCUGCAGGAGCCUUUCAGCUGUGACGCGGGAAGUGGGCGGUUUAUUCUUUAGCCCAAUAACAGACCACCCGCACUUCAGUGCUCCGUGAGUUUUGCGAUGUCGUGUGUAUGUCCGGUCUUCGUCUGUGACUGUUUAACGUGAACUAGAGCUUUCAUGUCUGGUGGCUGUGGUUUGAACUUGAUUAGUAAUGUAAAAGGUUUGAGAGGACUGAAGAAUUAAUAAAGUUAUAACUGGCUCUAAGAA
Myotis lucifugus (little brown bat) is the source of this 1359-nucleotide messenger RNA. It is a transcript of the gene TM2D3, whose product is annotated as TM2 domain containing 3. Lineage: Eukaryota; Metazoa; Chordata; Mammalia; Chiroptera; Vespertilionidae. Bases 21 to 779 code for a protein of 252 amino acids. The transcript is spliced from 6 exons. The record is from RefSeq and is a predicted model, not a curated record.